AGAAAAUCUCUCUCUCUCUCUCUCUCUCUCUCUCUCUCUCUCUCUCUUUGAAUUCCAACCAUCGUUAGGGUUCCGGCUUCUCGUCGAUGCUCUGAUCCCGGCAAUUUUCGCUUCCCGAAGCCCUGAAGAAAUCUCGACCCUAGGGUUUCAUCCCCGAUCCCUCGCCCGAGACAAUGCCGGAGCUAACCGACGGGCACAAGGUCCUCGUCCAGGCCCUGAUCUCGCGCGGCCCUCUCCGCGAGAAGGACUUCCACGCCGUCUUCCAUGGCGUCACCGGCAAGAACGCAGCGAAUCACCAGCAGCUGUUCAACGAUUAUCUCCUGAAGAUUAAUAAGGAGCUCUCGCACGUUCAGUGCGAGCUGCGCGGAUGCAGGGACCAAAACGACGGCCAGGUGUUCUAUGGAUUUGUCAAUAACGUUGCCGACGAUCAGUCGCAGCUCGGGACCAAAUACUCAGUUCCGCAGAUCGCUUUCUACAAGUGCAUUAUAGAAGCAAUAGUGCAAGACACAACUGCUCAAGGCUGCAUAUCAGAUAUUGAUGCUCUAAAUAUACGGCUGGAAAAUCAGAUGCUGAAUGGAGCUGUGUCGCAGUCCCAGGACAAUUCUCUUAGUGUCCCUGCUGCAUUUAGGAAUUUUUCUAUAUCCCAGAAAGAAAAAACCGUUGAGCAACUUGUGCGGGACAAGUGGCUUUGUUUGUACCCAGAUGGUAAGAUAGGACUUGGCGUUCGAUCUUUCCUUGACCUCAGAAGUUGGUUCCGCAGUAAUGGUAUCCCUUCAUGUGAAGUAUGUAACGAAGCUGCUGUCAAGGCGGAAUUGUGCCCUAAUGAUGAUUGUAACGUUCGAAUCCAUCAAUAUUGCCUGAAUAAGCGAUUUUCCCAGAAGAAGGUUGAGCGAGUUUGUCCUAGUUGUGGUCGACAGUGGAGAUGGGUACUGCCCAAAGCAGAAGAAAUAGAGGAAGAGGAUGCACAAGAUGUGCAAAUCCAAAGCCAACCAGUCCCGCGUCCAAAGAGAAUGAAGCUUCGAAGCAGGGCAGCUACAAAUGCUGACACUCUAUUACCAGCUUCAAGUCAAGGUGCCCCUCAUAGUUCUGAAUUUAGAAGGACAACUCGAAGCUCUGCCCGCCUGAGAUGAUGAUGUUAUCCGUUUAUAGCGAAUCAUUCCCUUUGUAGAGCGGCAGAAGGGCUAGCAUACUGUAAUUAGCUUUGAGAUUUCUGGUGCUAGAUUUUCCUAGUUUAUGUGGUGCUUUUUGGAUGCCGCGCAUUUUUGCUUGGUUGCCCUUCCGGUUGGUGCAAACUUCGGUAUUUAUGCUGCAACAAGUAGCUAGUCAGGACUGUGAUCGAGUUAUAUCAUUUCAUUCAAUUGGGCAAAA
Messenger RNA from Syzygium oleosum, 1368 nucleotides. RefSeq lists its product as uncharacterized. The transcript is spliced from 6 exons. Gene Ontology annotation, cellular component: Smc5-Smc6 complex; nucleus. The record is from RefSeq and is a predicted model, not a curated record. Gene Ontology annotation, molecular function: ubiquitin-protein transferase activity. NCBI's taxonomy places the organism in Eukaryota, Viridiplantae, Streptophyta, Magnoliopsida, Myrtales, Myrtaceae. Gene Ontology annotation, biological process: double-strand break repair via homologous recombination; DNA damage tolerance. The coding region runs from base 174 to 1130 and encodes 318 amino acids.